Crotalus tigris (Tiger rattlesnake) is the source of this 911-nucleotide messenger RNA. Its product is annotated as interleukin-1 family member 10-like. NCBI's taxonomy places the organism in Eukaryota, Metazoa, Chordata, Lepidosauria, Squamata, Viperidae. The record is from RefSeq and is a predicted model, not a curated record. The transcript is spliced from 5 exons. Gene Ontology annotation, molecular function: cytokine activity; interleukin-1 receptor binding. Bases 106 to 633 code for a protein of 175 amino acids. Gene Ontology annotation, biological process: cytokine-mediated signaling pathway; inflammatory response to antigenic stimulus; positive regulation of gene expression.
GGAAUCUUCAGCCCAAGAAGGAACAUCUCCACAGGAUUUUUAAUUUAAACUAUUCUUUCUUCUGAAGAUCCUAGAGAAAUCUGAAGAAGUAGAAAGGUUGGGGAGAUGGCAAGUUAUUCUCAUAAGAAGACUUGGGAUGAAGAAAUAGCAGAUCUAUUUCGUGAAAAAAUCCGUGUCAAAGAACCCGAUCCUCGAUUGUUUAAAUUAUGGGAUAUUCAUCAGAAAUACUUAUUUUUGGUGAACAACAUGUUAGUGGCAGAUGUGAAAACUUCUAAUUCACCAGAGCAGUUAAUGGCCGUGCUUCCUAAUACAUCUCUAGAUAAACCACGACAACCCAUAUUUAUGGGCCUUGAAAAUAAGAACAGCUGCUUGUCUUGUGUGAAGUCUGGGAAUGGUCAAUAUCAGCUAGAGUUAAAAGAAAAAGCUAUUCAGGAUCUUUACUCGGAUCCAAAAAACGCCAAAGUUUUCACUUUUUAUAGUAAGAGUGAUGGCAACGGUGAUACCUGCUCCUUUGAAUCUGCAGAGUUCCCGGGUUGGUUCCUCAGCACUUCUUCAGAAGCAAAAAAGCCUCUUGGUUUGAGUCAAAAAGGAGGACCUCAGAAUGUCCUGUUUUAUUUUGAAAGAAAAUUAUGAGCCAGAAAUACUCUUCUGCAUCUAUUUUGAUAAUAGACCUUGCAUAUACAAAUGGAAUGGAGCCAGAAUGCACAAUUAGGCCAAUGAUUAGACUUAGAUAGUAUUCUUCAUGCAAUUAAAAAGCUUUGGGAGAACUAUGUCAUAUUUUGGGGGAAGGUACAAUACAGGUUCAUGGAUGAUAUGGACUUGAUUGUAUGGUCUUUAUUUCUGUAGAACAAUAUUGUCAACAUCCAUCUCGCAGAUCCAAAUAAAAAUCCAGGUUCAUUCUGUUUCCCAAA